AUGGAGUCAUCUGCUUACAACACUGAGCUCAAUGGACACGUUUACUUCAUGAGCUCCCCAGCAUCAGUGGCCGAGCGCUCCGCGGGCCCCAGACCGGCCGGGAUCCUGAGCACGAGCGCGCCACGCCGCCUUCUCAUCUGGUUUCUCUGCGGGGCCCGCAGCUCCUCCGGGCCAGACAGGCGUCCCAUCCUUCCAAGGCUUUACGGAUUUCCGGGGGCGACGAAUUUUGCCUCGGUCCCUACGAGCAUCUCUCCGCUUCGCUCCCCCGCCCCUCGCGACUCCCCCCACCCCUGGGCGCGCGCGCGCACACUCACUCACACUCGCAGGCGCGCGUGCGCACGCCCGCGCGCCCCGAGCCGCGGAGUCUCCAGCGCCCCUGAGCAGAUCCCACUCUCCCGGGCGCUGCUACUCACACAGGCUUCUAGCCGCCACGGGGCGUCCUCUGUCUGCGGCAGCGGUGGCGGCGCGAGCGGAGGCUGCAGUCUAGCCCGGUCUGACUGCUCUGCGCCCUGGACAGAGUCCGGCAGAAGCGGGAUCGGGAGGAGAAGCCGAGGCGAGGAGGAGCCGCGCCGCGCCCGGCGCUCGCUUGCCUCGAAUCCCCGCACCGCGGCCCCAGGUCCUUGGCAGCCAGCACCACAGUGUGUUGACAAUACGAGGAGAAGAGAGACAGAGAGAGCGAGAGAGAGAGCGAGAGCUCACAGCGCUCAGGUAAACGGUCUGUAA
Rattus rattus (black rat) is the source of this 723-nucleotide messenger RNA. RefSeq lists its product as uncharacterized. Bases 1 to 723 code for a protein of 240 amino acids. NCBI's taxonomy places the organism in Eukaryota, Metazoa, Chordata, Mammalia, Rodentia, Muridae. The transcript has 3 exons. The record is from RefSeq and is a predicted model, not a curated record.